GCAGCUAAAGAGAAUACGUCUAUUACGACCUCAUCAUCGAUUCGGACAGCAAACCCGGAUGUUAGCCAGACCUCGACCAUAUUUUCGCUCAACUCGCUCACAAGAAAGCCACUGGGGCCGCGUCAGCCAAGUGUCCGUGCGCUGAAAAAUAAAGAGAAUGGACCAGCUGUAAAGAAUGUGAAUGGUCCUAAGACCGGGGCAGCAGCGAACCUCAAACACGCCAACGAAGAACGCAAAACCAGGGGUAGAGGCGCGUUAGCUGAUUUGACCGCAUCCUCGAGAAAUGCUAGCAGUAAUGGCACACAAGAUGUGGAUACACGAGUAGGGAAAGAUCAAGGAUUUAUCAAGGACGGGGCUAAGGACAAGGAGAAUAUACAAACUACACCAGCUCAUGCGGAUACGAAGACGGCAGGCAAC
Messenger RNA from Serpula lacrymans var. lacrymans S7.9, 417 nucleotides. RefSeq lists its product as uncharacterized. NCBI's taxonomy places the organism in Eukaryota, Fungi, Basidiomycota, Agaricomycetes, Boletales, Serpulaceae. The record is from RefSeq and is a predicted model, not a curated record. The transcript has a single exon. The annotation marks the transcript as partial.